Molecule: messenger RNA, 879 nt
Organism: Linnemannia hyalina
Lineage: Eukaryota; Fungi; Mortierellomycota; Mortierellomycetes; Mortierellales; Mortierellaceae
Source: the annotation of a GenBank genome assembly
AUGUCCACAGUAUUCAAGCAGCAGAAGAGCAAGCGGGACAAGGCCGAGGGCAUCGUUGCCAAGACCACAGAGGAUACCCCCAUCUUCAGAAACAAGCAGCGUGUCCUCUUGCUCUCCUCGCGCGGAAUCACUUCUCGCCACCGUCACUUGUUGUCUGAUCUCGGCGACUUGUUGCCCCACACCAAGAAGGAUGCCAAACUGGAUUCGAAAUCAAAACUUCACAUCAUCAACGAGCUCGCCGAGUUGAACAACUGCAACAACUGCAUCUUCUUCGAGGUCAGAAAGAGACAGGAUCUUUACAUGUGGUUGUCAAAGACCCCCAAUGGCCCCAGUGUCAAGUUCCACAUUCAGAACGUUCACACGAUGGAGGAGUUGAAGAUGACUGGAAACUGCUUAAAGGGAUCGCGCCAUAUUCUGUCGUUCGACAAGAACUUUGAGAGUUCUCCACACUGGUUGUUGAUGAAGGAGCUCUUCACACAGGUCUUUGGAAUCCCUAAGACCGCCCGCAGGAUCAAACCCUUUGUCGACCACGUCAUCUCCUUCUCGAUCGUCGACAACCGUAUCUGGUUCCGCAACUACCAGAUCACAGAAAAGCCCCUCGAGCACCGCUCCGUCACCGAUACCACCGACCUGACCCUUGUCGAGAUUGGACCUCGCUUCGUCAUGAACCCCAUCCGUGUCUUUGAUGGCUCAUUUGGUGGCCAGACCGCCUUUGAGAACCCAGAGUUUGUCAGCCCCAACGUUGCCCGUGCCAACGUCCGCAACUCCAAGGCUGGCCGCUACAAGUCCCGCAUGGAGGCUAUCGCCAAGAAGGACGAGAAGAUCAAGGAUGCAGAGAUGCCAGAGGAUCCCCUCUCUGAGAGCAACGUCUUUGCUUAA